This is a messenger RNA of Lottia gigantea (owl limpet), 1440 nucleotides long. RefSeq lists its product as hypothetical. The coding region runs from base 1 to 1440 and encodes 479 amino acids. Gene Ontology annotation, molecular function: transmembrane transporter activity. The record is from RefSeq and is a predicted model, not a curated record. Gene Ontology annotation, biological process: transmembrane transport. NCBI's taxonomy places the organism in Eukaryota, Metazoa, Mollusca, Gastropoda, Lottiidae. The transcript is spliced from 10 exons.
AUGAAGAUUUCUACAAAAUUUAAGAAGUAUUCAACUAUAGCUGGAUCCAUUUUGAUGCUAUUUCCCACGGGAGUAAAUUAUUUACAAGGUAACGUGUUACCGUAUAUAGUCUCCUAUCUCCAUUCUUUGGGGAAAUACCAGGACACGAAUAUUGGUAGCGAAGUCUGGAUCAUCGGCUUGUAUUAUGCUGGAUUCAUCAGUACAAUCAUGACUUCCUACUUUGAGAAGAAGUUUGGAAUGAGGUUUAUGAUGUUUGUUGGUGUUAUAUUAAUCAGCACCGGUUUCUUGUCAACUCAUUUCUCUGUACAGUAUUCUAUGUGGCUAGUGGCCUUCACCUUUGGUUUGCUACCUGGUAUAGGCGUUGCCCAGUGUAUAAAUGUGACUAUAUCGAUUAUAGUAAAGUGGAUGCCAGAUAGAAUGGGGUUUGGUGUAAGUGUGAUAACAACUGGUAGUGGUAUUGGUGUUCUAGUUCUGAACAAUGCCAUCAUGCAAUAUGUCAACCCCGAGGAUAUCAAGACUAAUAAAACUAUCAACUCAAUCAACCAAUACAUUAUUGUCGAUUUAUUACUACGGGCCUGUUGGUCAUUUUAUAAUGUCUUACAACCUUCCAGUGUAUUUACAGAUGAAGGUAUCCUAGCCAGAACGCCAUACUUAUUUCUACUGCUCGGUUCUAUUACUGUAUUGGUUCAAAUUGUUAGCAUCUUUUUCAUCUACAUUGUCCCUGAAGCUGACGAGGAAGAACAAAUUAUUUUGGAAAAAUCAGAUCAUUGGUCUCCAAAAGAAACAGACAGGGAUAAGGUGGUUAAUUUCAGAACUGAUGUGGAAUCAUAUGCAGCUUCAAACCUAAAUUUAUUGCAAGUUCUUCGACAGCCUUCAGCAUAUCUUUUGAUGGUAGCGUCCUCGUUUUAUCUGGGAGCCACACUUGUGGUAUCAGCCACAUAUAAGGUACAGUCGUUUGGAGAACAAUUCAUUAAAGAAGACUCCAUACUGACGAAUAUCGGCGGCGUAGCUGGGUUUAUGGCUCCCAUCUUUAGACCCAUAUUCGGGAUCUUGGCCGAUAAGAUAUCCCAUAAGCUCUGUUUAAUAUCAAUGUGUGCGGUGUUGGUAGUACUACUGGAGACCUUCUACUAUACGCAGUAUAUGGGUGUGGCUGGGUACUCUCUAUGGCUGGUGUUGUUGAUGGUUCAUCUGGGAGGAGGUCAACCAUUAUAUAGAAGUACCAUACCGAGAUGUUACGGUGUCGAAAACCAGUCCAGCAAUCAAACUAUACUUUCUUUUGGAUAUUGUACUGUAGCUAUAGGUAUCAGCCUCACUGCGCCGUUAAUACUGUCCAAACUAGGAUGGUUCUAUCUUUUCCCUAUUAUUGGUAUCUUACCUUUACUCAGUAUAUUGGCAUUGGCAGUUUUUAAUGUUCGUCUCAAGGAUGGUACUAGAAUAUAA